Saccharomyces paradoxus is the source of this 366-nucleotide messenger RNA. It is a transcript of the gene MIX14, whose product is annotated as Mix14p. Bases 1 to 366 code for a protein of 121 amino acids. The record is from RefSeq and is a predicted model, not a curated record. The transcript has a single exon. NCBI's taxonomy places the organism in Eukaryota, Fungi, Ascomycota, Saccharomycetes, Saccharomycetales, Saccharomycetaceae.
AUGUCUGAUAUUUUGGAUGAGAUUGUUAUAGAAGACGUUGUGGCGAAUUGCCCACAGGAAUUUUUGCAGUAUCAUAAGUGCAUAAGAGAUAAUGAGGAAAAUCCUGGAAAGUGUAGAGAUGGAAGAGUGACGUUAUCUACAUGCAUUAGAGAAAAAGUGCCCAGUGUGAAAAGUAUCAUGAGUGAAUGUAAUGAGCCAAUGAAGAAAUAUGAUCAAUGCAUUCGUGAAAAUAUGGGUACGAGAACUAUUAAUGAAAACUGUCUAGGAUUCUUACAAGAUUUAAGGAAAUGCGCGGAAUUGCAGGUUGAAAAUAAAAAUAUCAAGCCUUCAAUUAAUGGAGUAAACUUGGAAUUAAUCAAAGACUGA